Messenger RNA from Eublepharis macularius, 5686 nucleotides. RefSeq names its product zinc finger protein 420-like. The transcript has 6 exons. Gene Ontology annotation, biological process: regulation of transcription by RNA polymerase II. The record is from RefSeq and is a predicted model, not a curated record. Bases 276 to 2636 code for a protein of 786 amino acids. Lineage: Eukaryota; Metazoa; Chordata; Lepidosauria; Squamata; Eublepharidae. Gene Ontology annotation, molecular function: RNA polymerase II cis-regulatory region sequence-specific DNA binding; DNA-binding transcription factor activity. Gene Ontology annotation, cellular component: nucleus.
GGGGGGGGCUCCCUUCCCCCCAGGCACAGAAUGGAGAGUGCUGUGUGGUGGACCGAACACUCUUGAGUCUUCCUACAUCGAAGCUAGAAUCCCAAAUUGUGUUCUGAAGGAAGGGGGGAGUCAUUGGAGGGAGUGGGUGAGAAAAUGUGAGUGUAGAAAAAAGGGUCUCCCUCCCUCCCUCCCUCUUGCUUUCUCUCUCUCCAGGAGGCAGCAGCGAGAAGACACCCGUCACACUUUCUCCAUCUUGGCUGAGUGGUGGAGGGAAAAGAGCCGCCAUGCAGCCAGCCCAGGGCGGGGUGUCCUUCGAAGAGGUGGCUGUGCGUUUCACCCGGGGGGAGUGGAGCCUGCUGCGCCCGGCCCAGAGAGCCCUGUACAAGGAAGUCAUGCUGGAGAACUUUGGGAUCGUGGCCUCUCUGGCAGGAGGCGUGUGGGAGUCAGCAAAUGACACGAAAGAACAUCCAGUGAUGGAGAAAGAGGAAAUGUAUUCAGAUGGGAAAGAGGAGGCUGAAUAUUUUGAUGGACUGAAGAAAGAGGAGGGAAAAGAUCCGAAUGAAGGGGGGAAUUCUUCCAGUCUAUUAGAGUGGAGUGACUCUAUACAGGAAAACCUAUACCCAGGCAAGAAGAACAGGAAUGAGCUCACUGCAAGCAGGGAAGACUUCUCCAACAAAUCAGAUAUUAAUAUUCAAUGGAGCACAUGUAACAAAAAGAAAAUGUUUCAGUUCUUGGAGGGUAGGAAAAGCUUCAGUUGCAGUGGAACGCUUUCUUCCCACCAAAGAAUUCACUCAGGGGAGAAACCAUAUAAAUGCCAAGAGUGUGGGAAAAGCUUCAGUCAGAGUACACACCUUGCUUCCCACCAAAGAGUUCACACGGGUGAGAAACCAUAUACAUGCCUGGAGUGUGGGAAAAGCUUCCAUUGGAGUUCAGGCCUUAGCUCACAUCAAAGGAUUCACACUGGAGAGAAACCAUAUAAAUGCCUGAAGUGUGGGAAAAGCUUCCGUACAAGUUCAGACCUUACCUCACAUGAAAGAAUUCACACUGGGGAGAAACCAUAUACAUGCCUGGAGUGUGGGAAAAGCUUCAGUCAGAGUGGAAAGCUUACUCUCCAUCAAAGAACUCACACAGGGGAGAAACCCUAUAAAUGCCUGGAGUGUGGGAAAACUUUCAGUCGCCAUGGAAGCCUUUCUUCUCAUCAAAGGAUUCACACAGGGGAGAAACCCUAUAAAUGCCUGGAGUGUGGGGAAAGUUUCAGUCAGAGUGGUAACCUUACUUCCCAUCAAAGAAUUCACUCAGGGGAAAAGCCAUAUAAAUGCCAAGAGUGUGAGAAAAGUUUCAGUCGGCAUGACGGCCUUUAUUCCCACCAAAGAGUUCACUCAGGGGAAAAACCAUAUAAAUGCCAAGAGUGUGGGAAACGCUUCAGUCAGAGUAGAAACCUUUUUUCUCAUCAAAGGAUUCACACAGGGGAGAAACCCUAUAAAUGCCUGGAGUGUGGAAAAAGCUUUAGUCAGAGUGGAAAGCUUACUCUCCACCAAAGAAUUCACACUGGGGAGAAACCCUAUAAAUGCCUGGAGUGUGGGAAAAGUUUCUCUCGGGGUGACAUCCUUUCUUCCCACCAAAGAGUUCAUUCAGGGGAAAACCCAUAUAAAUGCCUUGAGUGUGGGAAAAGCUUCCAUUGGAGUUCAAGCCUUACCUCACAUGAAAGGAUUCACACUGGAGAGAAACCAUAUAAAUGCCUGGAGUGUGGGAAAAGCUUCAGUCAGAAUGGAAAACUUACUGUCCAUCAAAGGAUUCACACAGGGGAAAAACCGUAUAAAUGCCUGGAAUGUGGGAAAAGCUUCAGUCAGAAUGGAAAACUUACUGUCCAUCAAAGGAUUCACACAGGGGAAAAACCAUAUACAUGCCUGGAGUGUGGGAAAAGUUUCAGUCAGAGUACAAACCUUUCUUCUCAUCAAAGGAUUCACACUGGGGAGAAACCCUAUAAAUGCCUGGAGUGUGGGAAAAGCUUCCGUAUGAGUUCAAACCUUAUCUCACAUGAAAGGAUUCACACUGUGGAGAAACCAUAUACAUGCCUGGAGUGUGGGAAAAGUUUCAGUCAGAGUACAAACCUUUCUUCUCAUCAAAGGAUUCACACUGGGGAGAAACCCUAUAAAUGCCUGGAGUGUGGGAAUAGCUUCCGUAUGAGUUCAAACCUUAUCUCACAUGAAAGGAUUCACACUGUGGAGAAACCAUAUACAUGCCUGGAGUGUGGCAAAGGUUUCUCCAUGUUCGGAACGCUUUCUUCCCACGAAAGAAUUCACGCAGAGGAGAAACCCUAUAAAUGCCUGGAGUGUGGGAAAAGCUUCCGUCAGAGUGGAAAGCUUACUGUCCAUCAAAGAAUUCACUCAGGGGAGAGACCCUAUAAAUGCCUGGAGUGUGGGAAAAGUUUCAGUCGGAAUGAUAACCUUUCUUCUCAUCAAAGAAUUCACUCAGGGGAGAAACCCUAUAAAUGCCUGGUGUGUGGGAAAAGUUUCAGUCGAAAUGAUCACCUUUCUUCCCAUCAAAGAAUUCAUUCAGGGGAGAAACCAUACAAAUGCUUGGAGUGUGGGAAAAGUUUUUCUCGAAGCAAUAAUCUUACUUCCCAUCAAAGAGUUCACAUGUGAUAAAAAUCACGAAAGUCCUUAAAGUACAGAAAGAUGUUACAUCAGGUAAUUUGGCUUUUAACAUUUGCAAGCAGUGAAAUAAAACACUGUAGUCAGGUGUUCCAUCAUUCAAUAUCUUACUGUAUAAUUAAGUAAGCGUAUUUCAGAAAACUCACUUUAUACCCUGGGGCACCACCAGAGGGCGCUGCUGCGGAGGGAAGCCCAGGCAAGGCUCCAUGUCCCUCCAGAAAACGUGCCAUGGCAGAAAGGCCAGGCCAGGAUCAGGAGGGGAACAGGUGGCAAUGCCUGCCUACACCCAGGUGGUAUUAGGAGUGAGGCAGGUGGAAAUGCCUACCCCCUGCCUUCACCCAUAUUAGGAGCGGAGCAGGUGGCAAUGCCCACCCCCACCUUAAUACAGAUGUUAUUAGGAGCGGAGAAGGUGGUACUGUCCACCUCACUGUCUUAAUGUAGUUUGUAUUAGGAGCAGAACAGGUGGCAAUACCCUCUCCCCGCAUUAACCCAGCUGGUAGUAGGAGCAGAGCAGGUGGCAAUGUGCUCUCCCUGCCUUAAUCCAGCUGGUAUUAGGAAUGGUGCAGGUGGCAAUGCCUAGCCCCGCCUUCAUCCAGCUGGUAGCAGCAGUGGAGCAGGUGGCUAUGCCCGCCCCCCUUUGAACCAGUUGGGAUGAGGAGUGGAGUAGUUGGCAAUGCCCGCCCCCCACCUUAAUCCAGCUGGUAAUAGGAGUGGAGCAAAUGGCAAUGUCCACCCCCAUCUUAAUUUAGCAAGUAUUAGAAGCGGAGAAGGUGGCAGCGCCCACCCCUUUCUGCUAGCUGGGAUCAGGAACAGAGCAGGCAGCAAUACCUGCCCCCUCCUUCAACCCAGCUGGUAUUAGGAGCGGAGCAGAUGGCAAUGCCCAUCCCUAACCUUAACGCAGCUGGUAUUAGAAGUGGAGCAGGUGGCAAUGCCCACUCCUGCCUUAACCCAGCUAGUAUUAGGAGCGGAGUAGGUGGCAAUGCCCUCCCCCUGCUGGUAUUAGGAGCGGAGCGGAGCAGGUGACAACACCCACCACCUGCCUUAACCCGCAGGUAUUAGGAGUGGAGUAGGUGGCAAUGCCUGCCCCCUCUUAACCCAGAUGGUAUUAGGAGCAGAGCAGGUGGCAAUGUCCACCCCCUCCUUAAACCAGAUUGGAUCAGGAGCACAGCAGGUGACAGUACCCACCCCCCUUCACCCAGCUGGGCUCAGGAGCAAAUCAGAUGGCAAUGCCCACUCUCCUUUUCCCGACUGGGAUCAGGAGUGGAGCAAGUGACAAUGCUCCCCCCCCCCGGCUGCCUUAACCCAGCUGGUAUUAGGAGUGGAGCAGGUGGCAGUGCCCUCCUCUGCCUUAACCCAGCUGGUAUUAGUGACGGAGCAAGUAGUAAUGCCCACCACCCCUCCAUCACCCAUUUGGGAUCAGGAGUAGAGCAGGUGGCACCUCCCACCUUCUCCUGGCUGGGAUCAGGUGCAGAGCAAGAGGCAAUGCCCUUCUUCCCUUCGCUCAGCCGGGAUAAGGAGCAGACCAUGUGGCAAUGACUGCCCUUUUCAACCUACUGUAAUAAACCACUGAGCAGGUGACAAUGCCCACCCUGUCUUCACCCUGCUGGAGUCAGGAGCCAAGCAUGCAGCAAUGCAUGCCCCCCCCCCUUCAGCCUUCCAGAAUCAGGAGCAGAGCAGGUGGCAGUGGCCACAUCCCCCUUCACCCAGCUAGGAUCAGGAGCACAGCAGUAAAGCCCCUUGCCCACCUUCACUUCUCAAGAUCAUGCAUGGAGCAGGAGGCAUGACCCCCCCCUUCACCCAGCUGGGCUCAAGCUCGGAGCAGGUGGCAGUGCCUGCCUGCCCACCCUCCCCUUUCUAGAGCCCGUUGUAUUUUUUUCCCACAACAGGCUUUGUUGCUAGUAAUGACAGAAAAGAUUUCAGAAUUGACAACCAAAUCCUCGAACCCACCAGCCACUCCAUAUGGGCAUUCAGCAGGGGAGGGCAAACCAUACAUGCCACACUGCAUGGAUCAGAUUGCAGAGUGUGUGUGCCGGAGCCCUUAACACCCUCCAGUCACAAAGUAGUGCCCGAUUACUUAUCUCUGAAUCACAGAAAGGGGCACAGCAAGCUCUCAUCCACCAGUGUCUCUGAAGCUUCUGCCCCAUUGGUGUCCUAGGUGACAGGGAGGAAAGACCCAGUGACUGCACAACCACAACAGAAGGCUGUGAUAUCAGGGACCAUGUGGUACGCCCCACACAGGCAUGUGCAUCCCAUUGUUGCCCUCCCCACGAUAUGAGGGCUGUUCUUGCAUGAAGUGCCAUGAAUCUCCACUGCCUAGUGGCGGGAGGCAGGCAGCACUGUAGAGAAAAAAGCUUUUCUAUCUACCUUUAGGGAGGCCAUGUCUCCCGAAACUUUGGUCAAGAAGCCUUGCUGGUUUCCUAAGAAAUCCCUUAAGCCCAACUCCCCCCCCCUUCUCUUGUUAGCAGCUUCCUGAGAACAGAGCUGUCUCUGAGGUUUCCGCUCACACUGACCUUGGAGAUAAGAGAACGUGUUCCGCUGUGAGCAAAUGAGCUUCCAUGGAUAGUCAGAUGAACCAAUCAACAUUCUUGAUUUUGAGAACCGAUUUGCACCUGUGUGAUGGGGAGCUGGUGCCGGGGACUGCACCCAUGCCCUUUUGCACGUUAUCUCCUGAUGCCGAUGACAUCAGCAUUUUGCCACCUGAUUGGAUGCAGGGCCUGCACCACUGGGCUGGCAGCAUAGCAUAUAAACCACUACCCAACAUGGAGACUCAGACCUUCGGUGGGUCGCAGUGAGCUUCCAUUGUAACUCGCCCAUCGUCUCAAAUCUGGCUCUGACUGGAUAGGAGUCCAGGCGCCCACCUGUUUUGUUUUGCAGUGAAGCCUGGCCACUCUUUGCUUCUCCACCAGAGACUGCCUCCUGGAUUCUUGACAACUUUGUGGUUUGCCUUCUGCUGUGAUAUUGGUAUGUAUAAGUUAGAGCUGACAAAGCUAUAGGUUUUUGUUAUUUUAAUCCUCACAUUCUGUCUCUUGUAUUUUAUUGUG